Messenger RNA from Ananas comosus (pineapple), 1309 nucleotides. Its product is annotated as chorismate mutase 2-like. Gene Ontology annotation, cellular component: cytoplasm. The coding region runs from base 154 to 918 and encodes 254 amino acids. Lineage: Eukaryota; Viridiplantae; Streptophyta; Magnoliopsida; Poales; Bromeliaceae. The transcript has 6 exons. Gene Ontology annotation, biological process: chorismate metabolic process; aromatic amino acid biosynthetic process. The record is from RefSeq and is a predicted model, not a curated record. Gene Ontology annotation, molecular function: chorismate mutase activity.
CUCUCUCUCUCUCUCUCGCCCUUUUUCGUACACCGUUUCUCCAACAACAAACAAAUCAAACAACACCUCCCUCUCCACUUUCCCAAACUCUCUCUCUCUCUCUCUCUCUCUCUCUCUCUCUCUCUCUCCUUCGACGACGACGACGACGACGACAUGGAUUCCACCGAAGAAUCGAAGGGAUUGACCCUGGAUGCGGUGAGGGAUGCCCUAAUCCGCGACGAGGAUUCGAUCGUCUUCUCCCUCGUAGAGAGGGCGAGGUUCCCUCGCAACGCCCCCGCGUACGACCCCUCCCUCUUCGGCGGCGUCGGAGAACGUGCCCUCGUCGAUCUCUACGUGAGAGAGGCCGAGGCUCUCCGCGCCAAGGUCGGUGGGUAUCAACUUCCGGAAGAAGUCCCUUUCUUCCCUAAGGAUCUACCUUCGCCUCUAACUCCCCUCCAGAAAAAUCCACAAGUCUUACAUCCAACAUCUGCAUCCGUGAGCGUGAAUGAGGCUAUAUGGAAAAUGUACUUCAACGACUUGCUUCCGCUAUUCACUGUAGAGGGUGAUGAUGGUAACUAUGCGUCGACGGUGGCUUUAGAUCUAGUGUGUCUGCAGGCUCUCUCAAGAAGAAUUCAUACUGGUAAGUAUGUCGCAGAAGUGAAGUUUAUUGAUGCUCCGCACGACUAUGGUCGAGCAAUACAAGCAAAGGAUAGGGAUACUUUGAUGAAAAUGCUAACAUUUGCGGCUGUUGAACAAAGGGUCAAAAGUAGGGUGGAGAAAAAGGCUAGCAUUUUUGCGCAAAAUGUCACCUUAGAUGAGUGUGAUGAUGAAGCCAAGUGUAAGAUUGACCCAUUAGUUGUGUCUCACCUUUACGAUCAGUGGGUUAUGCCGCUUACAAAGCUUGUUGAAGUAGAAUAUCUUCUCCAACGUCUCGAUUGAUCAGUUGAUUGUUUAUCGAGCUUAAUGCUAUGAUAUGUUUGUUGUACUUUGAGCACAUAAAAGCGGAGGAGUAAAGAAAUUUAGCUUUUGGAAGAUCUGUUUGUCCCCAGAACUCUUUUGAAGCCUGAGCUAUUUCUUAUGGGGAAUAUCAGUAGUAAAUUGAAAAGUUUGUUAUUUGGAAGAUUAUCGAUGUUUAUGGAUCGGAAACUAGGGAAAUUUGUAUUAGGAUGACUCAUUUUGUGGGCUUUGGAGACCCAUGGGAGUCAGUACUUGCAUUCCAUGGUUUUAUUCUCUUUCAUAUCAUAUGUUUUUGUAAGUACUACUACAGUUAGUUUGGGGUUUCUCACUAUGUUGACAACUAUAAGAUUAAAAAUCAUGUUACUAUGACUUA